CUUUUUUUUCCUUUUUUUCUUUUCAUUCUUUUGUUUCUCUUUUUGCUGAUCGAGUCUUCUUUACGAAUCUAAGCAUGAGCUCGCCUUCACUUUUAUGUAGAGUGAAAGCGCUCUAUCCUUUCGAGUCAAACGACCCUUCUUCUCUUAGGUUCGAGGAAGGCGAUUUUAUUGAUGUCUUGGCUAAACUGCCUUCUGGUUGGUGGGACGGGUGGUGCAAUGGACAACGUGGUUGGUUUCCAAGCAAUUAUGUCAAGAUCAUUGAAGAGUAUGCUGGUAGCACAGAGCCUGUAAACCAAGUGAAGCAACAGCAGACGAAUCUAUUUGAUGAUAGCGUAGGAGAAAACUACAGUCUUGAAAACGCAUUACCAUCUCAUUGGAUAAUACAAACUCGUCAAGAUGGAAGAGCGAGUUAUUUUCUAAAUACAUUGACUGGUGAAAUGAGAUCAACUUGGCCCUCUGAAAGCUCUGCUAAUUAUUUCUAUGACGCAUCAGAUGAUGAAGAUUCAGGAAGCUCAACUAUAGAAAGCAACCCACGAUCAGAUCCUGUAUUUGUUACAGAUGGGAAACAAAAAGUAAAGUGGAACCAGAGUUCAGAAAAUACUUUUCAAAAUGCACUUGACACCCCAUGGCAGCCUAAUACACAGGAAUUUUUACCUAAUAACCGAGAAACCAUACAGUCAGUAAGCCCUUUGGACAGCUCGAGCCCAUUGACUUGGCGCAAACUAUCUAUUCAUGUCACACUCGCCAUUAACAAUCUAAUUCUAGCUGUCAAAAAUGGACAAAAAGCAUUUUCUAGCAAACAAGCUGCUUCUGUUGUUGAUGCUGUUCGAUUCAUGCUUGUUUCUUCAGGUACAAUGAGUCGAGAAUCUAUUCAUAUAAAAACCAAUUAUGCCUUGCGAUCACAUCACCGAGCCAUGAUGGCAUCUAUGUCCAAACUUGUCUUGUCUGCACGACUCUGCACCUAUGGCACAGCAAAUGAUGUAGGCAAAUUACUGACAGAUUGUCGUGAACUUCUAAUUGCUGUACGCAACUUUAUUAAUACUUGUGAAAGUAUUCCUGUUCAAGUUAGUCAUGCUGAACCCAUUAUACUUUCUCCCGAAGAUGAACACAAUCCAGAAUGGGAAGGCAUUUUACAGCAGCAGCAGCCAAUCAAUUCAAUAUCUGGCUAUACAAUUGAUCAAGGCAUUCGUGCCAAGUAUCAAUUGAGACCAGAAUUAAAAGAGAAUCUGGACGCUUAUGGUGCAAGUGUACAAGAGUCGAUUGAAUCACUUAUGGCAAGCUUAAAUCGACAUAGCGAUUCUCGUUGCUCGCUCGCCGUCUUGUUAUUUACACAGUAUAGAAAUUUUAGCAACCAAAACGGUCAAUUUCUUUCUAUUGUUGAAGACACGGACUUUCAGAGUGUUGCGGGUUCUCCUUUGAUUCACGGGAUUAACUUGGCCAAACAGAAACUCUAUGACGGCCUUGGCAAGUUGUUUUUCAGUAUGCAGACCAUGACAGAUGAAAAUAUACCCAUGGAUAAAAUAGAAAAUGAUAUGCAAGAAGCUUCUGACAGUAUUAUUUCUUCAGUCAAAUCUUUAUGCAACCAUAUUGCCGAGUUAGUUAUUGAACGCAAUCAGUCUCGUAUAGGCGGCAUAGAGGAGGAAGAAGAAAAAGAAACAUCUUCUCAAGAAGAUCUGUUUGCUUGUUUCCUUCGAAACUCAACAGGGUCGUUUAAUUUAAAUCUAUCUUCUGAAUUACUCAAAAAUACAUCCUAUUCUUAUUCUCUUGAUGAGCUCUUAUUAAGAAAUAUGAGCUAUACAAGCGAUAUAUCAGUUACCAAUGGUAAGCGAAGCAAGUCACUUACAAUGGAGCUCAGGCAACCAGAGACAACCAACUUGAAAUCCAUUUACCGAGCAUCAGCACCUAUAUCCGAUUUAAGUUUGUUCUCGAGAACUAGUCUACAUCGAUCUACAACAGUUGAUUCCAAGCACUCGAAUGCUAAACUCAAACAAUUUUUUGGAGACGAAGUACCCGAACCAUCUACUGCUGCAGGCACACCUAUCUCUAGUACUACUGAUGUGCCUAUGCACCCAUUAGGAGGCUCAAAGUCACUUGAUCCUUCUAGUGAUGUUCUUGAAGGAGAAGAACGCUUUUUGCAAUAUGACUACAGUCCCAACGAAAUUGUGUUUACUGUAGACGGCAGUGUCAAAGGAGGCACAUUAAGAGCUCUAGUAGAACGUAUGACAUUGCAUGAUUAUCUUGAUAUGAACUUUAACAGUACUUUCUUGCUUACUUAUCGUUCAUUUUGUACAUCGCUUCAAAUGCUGGAGUUACUUGAAGAAAGAUACAAUAUACAACCACCACCCGGUUUGACAGCAAAAGAACUCGAAACUUGGGUUACCAAAAAGCAGAAACUAAUUCGAUUACGUGUGUUCAAUCUACUCAAAAUCUGGCUUGAGCAAUACUAUUAUGAAGAAGACUCUGUGAUACUUGAUCGACUCUUGUUCUUUACAAAUACCACCCUGAAAGAAACACUUAGUUUUUCAGCAUAUCAAUUAGAACGACUGAUUGAGAAACGCAAGAAUGCGUGCAAGGACUUGAGAAAGCUUGUUAUUACACAACAACAAGAUAUGCCAGACCCUAUCUUGCCUCGUAACCUAAAGAAGUUUCGCUUACUUGAUCUGGAUCCUAUUGAACUGGCGCGGCAGUUGACUUUAAUGGAUUUCAAGCUCUACAGUUCCAUUAAACCUGUUGAGUGUCUUGAUAAAGCAUGGUCUCGAGACUCGAAGUAUGAAGACGGUCGCACACCUGUGGCAGCUAAUAUACAAGCUUCGAUUAAUUAUUGCAACCAAGUCACUACCUGGGUAUCAGAUGAAAUCCUUAGCCAGUCAGAAGUCAAGAAGCGAAGUAUUUUGAUCAAAUACUGGGUCAACGUAGCAGAACGUUGCCGACAACUCAAUAACUUCAAUACAUGUAUGGCCAUUUUAUCUGCCUUUGAUAAUAGCUCAAUUGGCCGCUUAAAGCGUACAUGGGAGUUGGUAGGUGCACGCACACAUCAUGUUGUGUCACAGAUUCGAAAACUGAUGGGUGCUAAUCGAAAUUUCACCCAAUACCGAGCACUUAUUCAUUCAGUCAAUCCGCCUUGUAUUCCUUUUUUGGGCAUUUAUUUGCAAGAUUUGACCUUUAUUGAAGAUGGUAACCCAAACUUCCUCAAGAUCUCUAAAAACUUAAUUAAUUUCGCUAAACGGGUCAAGACAGCAGAAGUGAUACGAGAAAUUCAACAAUACCAGACAAUGGCUUAUCACUUUAGACAGAUUGAUGAAAUACAGGCAUUUAUAACUGAAAAUCUACGCAGUUCAAGAGAUGAAGAUCAAUUGUAUAAAGAAAGUCUUCGAUUGGAGCCCAAGGAAAGAGACGACGAGAAAAUUACACGGCUCUUGCAGGAAUCUGGCUUUUUGUAA
Gilbertella persicaria is the source of this 3440-nucleotide messenger RNA. RefSeq names its product ras guanine nucleotide exchange factor domain-containing protein. Gene Ontology annotation, molecular function: protein binding; guanyl-nucleotide exchange factor activity. Gene Ontology annotation, biological process: positive regulation of GTPase activity; Ras protein signal transduction. The record is from RefSeq and is a predicted model, not a curated record. NCBI's taxonomy places the organism in Eukaryota, Fungi, Mucoromycota, Mucoromycetes, Mucorales, Choanephoraceae. The transcript is spliced from 6 exons. Gene Ontology annotation, cellular component: plasma membrane. Bases 75 to 3440 code for a protein of 1121 amino acids.